Molecule: messenger RNA, 996 nt
Organism: Daldinia childiae
Lineage: Eukaryota; Fungi; Ascomycota; Sordariomycetes; Xylariales; Hypoxylaceae
Exons: 3
Coding region: 1-996 (331 amino acids)
Source: RefSeq, a predicted model, not a curated record
AUGGCAUCAUCACGAGCACUUCAGUCUCCCCAAGCUGCAUCUGCAGGCGAUCUACGCGGUGAAGAAUGGUGUCGCAUCCUAAUACCGGUCCCCAAUCACGACGAAUUCUUCACAAUUGAAGAACUAAACACCCGCCAUACCCACGAUGUCCUCACUCAUUGUCAGGAGCUCUUUGAGACGUACCAAGAUACAGGAGAUUCAUCAUGGCUGGAAAAGCGCCGCCUAACACUCCAACAAUGGCUGGUUCGAUUUGACGCGAUGAGGGUACAUCAAGAACAGUGCAAGAACGCUGUCCAAACGGCUUUGGAGCUAUCAAAGACAGAUGAUCCGGACCAUACUUAUGCAUCGCCUAGAGCUCCUUGUCAGUCAGCAAUUGAGAAACCUGCAACUCCUCCCCUCUUCCACAGUAGAACCACGCGACGAAGACUGCAACAAGUUGGCUCGACUCCAAUCGAAGAAGAGAGAGGCUCAUUAACGCCUCAGAACUACUUGGAACAGAAGAUUGAGGCUACUUGGGAUAGAUAUAACUGGAACCUCCAGUUCAACCUCACGUAUAACGGCUUUGGUGCCGACCCUCCUGACUGGUACUUUGCGCGAAAAGAAAACAGACAGUGGGUUGGGAGCGGCUUGCGAUGGGAAUGCGAUGGAGUAAAGGAAGAUGAUCGGGCCGUGUUCAGCGGCAACCGCCGGGACGAACCGCUGCAGCUUAUGGUUAUCGAAGUCGGAUCGAACCGACAGACCUUUGCCUCAGGUCGCAUCCUCUUACGCGACAUCGACUUCGAAGGCAACGAGGAGAUUCGAAGCCCCUUGUCAGGCGAAAUCGUUGAUCUGCAAGAUACCAGUUCUAACGAUUUGAUCUUCCCGGUUGAGGAAAGAACCUUGCGGGAUAUUUAUAACCUCCAUGAAGACAUAGAAGCCGAGAUUGAUGCACGCGAUGAAGCGGCUGAAGCAGCGGAAGCAGCGCGUCAGAAUGAUGGGGAAGAUACUCCCACCUAA